UGGUGCAGGCGGCUUCGGUAGUAAUAUUUUUUAUUUAGAACUUGAACAGUAUGAAGUCUAACGCGAAUGUGCCAUUAGUAAAUUAAUUGUUAAUAAUUGUUACAUUUAAGUGUCCAAGAUUGAUGUGAUAACAAUACGUAUGUUUAUAGUGGCUUUAUUUAGUUUUUGAAGAUGUUAUAGAGAUACAAAGAUCAGAAAAAAGUUUUAACAUCAGGGCACGAAUGGGUUUACAUUUUUGUGCGAUGUUGCACCAUGAUUUUGCCCCACUGCAACUUAUAUUUAUCACUCGGUAAUAGCCUAAAAAAACCAGUUGUGUGUCAUACGGUAUACAUCACUAGCUGCUGACCAUUGUUCAGAGAGACUGAAAGGUACAACCCGUUAGAGAAUUGGCGCUGAAGUCAAUGUAAACAUGCAUCGAGCGUCGACGAGCACGGAGCGCUCGGAGCGCACGCCGCUGGUGCAGCCGACGUAUGUGUUCGAGUCCAGCCUGGCACGCAGCUACCAGAAACGGCUCCAUCGGAUACAGUGCGCCCUCUGUGUCGGGAUCAUUGCUGUCCUCGGAGUGGCGCUUCUAGCCACCGUCUCCUACAACCUGGCACAGGACAUUCCUGAUGAUACAGACACUGGCAUGAACGGCACUCAGACUCUCUCGCUUAAGCCUGGCAUGCUGAAGUUUUCAAACCCUGUGAAAGGAAGAAGGCUCAUGUUGUCAGAACCUUUGAUGCCACUGAUGAAUGUGUCGUGGCCUUUGGAAGACUCAUAA
Molecule: messenger RNA, 763 nt
Organism: Manduca sexta (tobacco hornworm)
Lineage: Eukaryota; Metazoa; Arthropoda; Insecta; Lepidoptera; Sphingidae
Exons: 4
Coding region: 410-763 (117 amino acids)
Source: RefSeq, a predicted model, not a curated record